Morchella sextelata is the source of this 489-nucleotide messenger RNA. RefSeq lists its product as uncharacterized. The record is from RefSeq and is a predicted model, not a curated record. The coding region runs from base 1 to 489 and encodes 162 amino acids. The transcript is spliced from 2 exons. Gene Ontology annotation, cellular component: membrane. Lineage: Eukaryota; Fungi; Ascomycota; Pezizomycetes; Pezizales; Morchellaceae.
AUGAUCAAAACCACCCGCCCCAUCACCACCACCCACCCCUACGGCCUCCCCGGCCUCAUCGCGCACAGCGCCCUGCGCACCAUCCAGCUCCUCAUCGCGCUCGUCAUCACCGGCAUCUACGGGCGCGACCUCGCCCACGCCAGCCAGGCGCACGAGCCCGCCGACUCGCGCUGGGUGUACGCCAUGGUCGUCGCGGCGCUGACGAUCCUUGUUUCGCUGCUCUUCCUUGUCCCCGCUGUGCGCAGCGGCCGGUUCUGGCCGGCGGAUGGCGUGCUGUUCUUUCUGUGGAUGGUGCUGUUUGCGCUCUUUGGGCGGCUGUAUAUUGGGGAGGACUGUGAGGGCAGUGGCGCGUGCCAUAGGAUGAAGACGGCGGUGUGGUUUGAUUUGGUGGGGAUGCUGCUGUGGUUGGGGAGCUUUGUGGGCGGCGCGUUCUUGUUCUGGAGGGAGAAACAUAGUCGUACGAUUUAUACGGGGCGUGGGACCGUUUAG